AUGAACCCUAAUUAUGUAGGGUAUUCUGACAAUACAGAAGUACAGAAACCGGCCAACAUGCUCUUUUUUAACUCCGCCGCCACCGCCACCGCCACGGGACACGAGGUUAACACCGCGCAGAUAUCUCACGCACCACUCUCUCAGUCUCAGCACUUUGUUGGGGUCCCACUUUCGGCAGCAGUUGGGUCGCCAAAUUCGCACUAUCACGAUCAUCCGUCAGUUCUUGGCCAGCGAGAAAUUCAAGCCUCCCACGGUGCAAUCCCUAGUGUCCACUAUAAUCUAUGGAAGUCAGUUGACCAAGCCGGCGGUGUAAAUCUACAGAACAUAUCUUCUGUGGUGGCUGCAACAAAUUCAAGUGACUCAAGACCGGCGGUGUCACCGACACAACAAGGGUUGUCUUUGACCCUUUCACCCCAACAGAGAGGCUACAGGUCUCUUCCUACAAAUAAUGAUGUCACUGUAUCACAAAAACUUGGGUCAUCCACAUCACUCUCCGCUGUGUCUGAUGGAGUCAAUAAUCUGCAAAGUGUAAUUUUGGGAUCCAAAUAUCUUAAGGCUGCUCAGCAGCUUCUUGAUGAGCUUGUAGUCCUCGGAAAAGGCACAAAAAACGAUGGAGGGGUGGCCGGAGAGGCUGCAGAGAAACGGAAGAUAAUCAGAGAGUCAACCGGCGUGAAUGCUGAGGCCUUUGGUACCAAGGGUUGUGAGACUGAACUUACAACUGCUCAAAGACAGGAGAUUCAGAUGAAGAAAGCUAAACUUAUUAACAUGUUAGAUGAGGUUGAGCUGAGAUACAGACAGUACCAUCAACAAAUGCAAAUUGUUGUGGCAUCAUUUGAGAUGGCAGCAGGAUUCGGCUCAGCUAAAUCAUACACUCAACUUGCUUUAAAGACAAUAUCGAAGCAAUUCCGGUGCCUGAGAGAUGCAAUAUCUGCACAACUGAAUGCAAUAAGCAAGAGCUUAGGAGACGUAGAAAAUUCAGGCGAAAAGUUCCAAGGCUCGAGACUUAAGUUUGUAGACCAUCAAUUCCGGCAACAAAGGUCAUUGCAACAGCUGGGAAUGAUGCAAAACAGUGCAUGGAGACCUCAAAGAGGUUUGCCUGAAAGAGCCGUUUCAGUUCUUCGUGCUUGGCUCUUCGAGAACUUCCUUCAUCCUUACCCUAAGGAUUCAGAUAAACACAGUCUGGCCAAGCAAACAGGGCUUAGUAGGAGUCAGGUGUCUAACUGGUUCAUAAAUGCUCGUGUUCGGCUAUGGAAACCUAUGGUUGAGGAGAUGUACUUGGAAGAAAUGAAGAAUCCAGAAUCAAACAUUUCCAAUGAAAACACAAGCAAAAGUGAAGCUGCUGUGAGAGAAUUGGUCACAAAAUCCACAGCUCUUGAGGAGAAUAACAAUGGAAAUAUCCAGGAAAUACUCGGAAAGAAUUCAAAAAAACCAAGAAAUGUUGAGCAUAAUUCUCCAAGCAAUUCAAUUCCAAUGCAAAUGGAAGCAAAGGCUGCAGAUCAGACAAGCGUAGGGUUGUCAGGAGACAACUAUUUAACGUUAAUGGCUGCUAAUACAAGUCAUAGUAACAGAUUCAACACUUAUGCAAUAGAAGAUCUCGGAAGGUUUAACGGACCAGAGCAACUGGGAACAAGAUUCCAUGGAAACAAUGUUUUUCUCACACUUGGACUGCCACCUUCUGAAAACAUUAAAUUGGGAACAAGAACUGAAACUGCAGGAACAGUGGAAAAUAACUACAAUAGGGUAAACAACCUUCAAGAAUCCCAUUCAAACAUUGGCUAUCGUGAUCAGAUUGUUGAUUUCCAGAAUAGGAAGCCAUAUUCGGCUCAGAUCUUAUCAGAUUUCGUGGCUGAAGCAUUCACCUCGACAUGA
Fraxinus pennsylvanica is the source of this 1869-nucleotide messenger RNA. NCBI's taxonomy places the organism in Eukaryota, Viridiplantae, Streptophyta, Magnoliopsida, Lamiales, Oleaceae. The record is from the annotation of a GenBank genome assembly.